This is a messenger RNA of Haplochromis burtoni (Burton's mouthbrooder), 2822 nucleotides long. Its product is annotated as centromere protein P. Gene Ontology annotation, cellular component: chromosome, centromeric region; nucleus. Bases 147 to 824 code for a protein of 225 amino acids. The record is from RefSeq and is a predicted model, not a curated record. Lineage: Eukaryota; Metazoa; Chordata; Actinopteri; Cichliformes; Cichlidae. The transcript has 6 exons. Gene Ontology annotation, biological process: CENP-A containing chromatin assembly.
GUUUUAACAGAGCCAUAGUGCUGGCGUGACUGUUAUUCAAGGAGGCAAUUUCUUCCCCCCUCGGAUUUUAGAAAAGUGGUAGAAUCCAGAGGGCGCGAGUUUCCGAAGUGCUCGGUUCCAUCUGCUAAGAAACGGAAAACCAACAGAUGGAGAAGAUGAGUGAUGAGAACACCGAGGAGGUGAAGGUGCUUGAGUCUGAGAUCGAGCGUCUUCAAGCUGAAGUUGAAUCGCUGCAGCACCAACAACAGGAAAUCAAUAAGGACAUAACGUUCCACUACAGCCAACAAACGGAAAAUGCUCUAGUGUUCAUGUGCGGGCAGAGACAAGAAGGAGGGAAGGAGAUGGUGAUGUCCAGACUCAAAGAGGAGCUGGAGGAGCUGGAGGAGGAUGUGAAACUGCAGACAGAAAUUAAUGGCAUCACUUUGAACAGCUGCACCACAAAGACUCUAAAAAACAGUGGCAGAAAGCUGGUUCAGCAGCUCUCUUUGUCGGGUAACUGCUCUGAACUGGUCUUCCAGGUCGAGUUUCAGCUUUCCGAGAUCAAGGACAGUGAGAGACCAAAGAGGACCAUCGGCGAUCUGAAUGUGGUGCUCGAUUCAAGUGACCUGCAAAACUUCAGCAGCUUCUUGUCAAGGGUAGAGGAGAGCAGGGAUCUUCUGCUAUUCUUCAGGACCUUAAGAACUUUUUCAGACAGAUGUGAUGACCGAAGCAGAACUUUCCAACAAUUCCAAGUAAGUGAAAACACACAUGCACCAAAAUGGACGGUCCGGCAAACUCGCCCUCACAAACCUAACAAAUUUAACCACCUGAUCUGUACGUCGUGAGCUAAGAGUAGCUAAUCAGACCCAUACAUAUUGCCAGUAGGCAUCCUCCUCUGCUUUUGAGCAGGCUAAGUAGGCCAUUGUAGUCGGUAAUAAAUACAGAGAGAUCAUGUAGACAUCUAGUGGUAUUGUGAAGAAGUGCACAUAGAUUAUCUAGUUAAAGAGCGGUUUGGUUAAAUGUGAGAGAAAUUUAAUGGAGACAUAUGUCUUAAGGUUAAACUUGGUGAAUGUACAAAGAAUGGCUAUGUGGAUACCUAGGUGAAUCGAUAUAGGUGGAAAAAUGUUCCUGUUGAUGAUUCAUCAUUAUGGGUCAUCCUUUUUAUUCUAUGUGAGUUGUCUUUUUUUCUGUUAUCUGAUUUUCAGAGAAUAUUUUUUAUAAAGUGAAAAUAGUGAAAAUACAACACCUCCAAAAAGUGACACUGCAGAGAUAGACAAUUGAAGAGGAAUGAAAAGCGUAGAAUACCAUGGGUUAAUGCUGUAGGUGUGAAGUGGUGCGAGCAUGAUAAUAUGAGAUAUUAGGGUGGGACUUUGUUGAAGAGGUAGCAAUGAAAUAUCAAAUAGUACAUCAAGCUGCACAAGCAAUGUGGAACCUAUUCUCCUGUUUACUUGGAGAAUGCAAAGUUCUGCCAAGUUGGCUGAGCUGAAGGAGGAUUAACCCACAUUUUCCAUACUGGUCUAUGUGUUCCAAACUCUUAUUUUGCUUUACUUGCAUUUUUUCAGGUCUUGUAUGGAAAAACAAAUUUCCCGCCAUAACUGUUUUGCUGUUAUGUAUUCCAUGCUUUUAUGACACACACAGACAAAACAUGUACUUGGAGGAAUAAACAUAUAAAAAUACAGAAGCAGAGGAGCUGACAUACAUCUCUGCACAAGAAUCCUAAAGUUUUUUCUGGAUAGCAUUAACAAGGCAGUUUCUGUCGUACACAACAACAGGUAUAAUUAGCAACAUACAAUUUCAGUGCUAACUGGGUUUUCGGUAUUGUGGAUAGGUAGUUGGAAAUUUCUCCACACAUGCAUAAACCAAUACCCACAUGCUGAGUUCAGCAAUUUUUGUUUUGCUGUUUGUGUUUAUUGUGCUAGUGGUUUGAAGUAAAAAUCGACUUCUGUCUUUCCAGUACUUUAUUAUGACCAAGAACUUACUAUCAUUAGCUGGAGCAUGCACACUUGUCUAAUGUACAAGCUGUUACUUGCCUCGAACACAACAUUGUUACUUACCCCUGGUGUUUUCUUCAUCCACAGUUCUUUGUAUUUGUAGUCAACUCGCUGUGAACACUGAUUGACGUUGAUGGUUGUGCCAUCAUUGCAGCUGUCACAAAAGGACUAUUAUCAGUAUCUUCUACUAUUCACUUUACUAUUGUAAUAAAUGUGUAAUGACACAUAGUAGCUGUCAGCAGCUUGAAAACACCGUUAGAGUGGGCAAAAUACAUAUUUAACAUGGUUGUGAAUUUUCUAAGUAAAUAUAGAAAUAUAUUCCUUAUGUAUUCUUUUGACAUGAAAUUCUCACCAAAAAAAUGAAACGUGUUUGUCCCUUUUAGCAGUGAUAUCAACAAGUAAAAACUCAAGUUCCAAACCAAAACCACUUUAUAUACGACACCUCUAAAACCCCUUACAUAACAUCAUUCAUGUUGUUGUAAUAUAUAAUUUAUAUAUUGAAAACGAUAUUAUUUUUCAAAAUUAACUGGCAUUUCUACAGUAAAUUUCUAGUAUAACUAACCACCUAAAGUGCUUUUAAGUGAAGCUUACUCUAAUAUUGAUUUCAAACACAUUAUAUUAAAAAAAGUUGAACUUUAUUAGAAUAUCUUCAAACAUAGCCAUGUAACAUAUUCCUGUACACCACUAUCUUAUUCACAUCAGUAAUAAUCUCUAAAUUAAUUUUAAUUAAUGGUAGGGAAGAGUUGGGAACAAACGUAAGACACUAUAGAAGCAAGAGGAGUAACUUUCACAUUACUAUAAUUCAUAGAUACAUUGUUCCCCAGUUCAUUUCUGCUGGAGUCUAUAAAUUAA